Messenger RNA from Pararge aegeria (speckled wood butterfly), 798 nucleotides. RefSeq lists its product as uncharacterized. Bases 95 to 544 code for a protein of 149 amino acids. Gene Ontology annotation, biological process: sleep; positive regulation of voltage-gated potassium channel activity; regulation of synaptic transmission, cholinergic. The transcript is spliced from 3 exons. Lineage: Eukaryota; Metazoa; Arthropoda; Insecta; Lepidoptera; Nymphalidae. The record is from RefSeq and is a predicted model, not a curated record.
GAUACCUCUUAACAACUCCGAAUCAUCAUAUAAUUUAUUUAGAAAAUAAAUACAGAUACAUACAAAGUAAUAAGUAAGCCGUGGUAAAUUCAAAAUGGAGCCUAAAUUCUCGAUACUACUAUCGAUUUUUUUCGUAACGCUUUUUAUCAAUUUCGGUGCUUCAAUCAGGUGCUACGAAUGUAACAGCGCGAACAACUCCAUGUGCUUCGACCCCACCAUCUACGACCUGGAGAGCGUUCAGAAGUUCCUGCGCACCACGGAGUGCGAGCGUAGCGUGCUGGCAGCUGCGCACGCGGACAAACCGAUGUUCUGCAGGAAGAUUAUCCAGACGAUCCUUCACAAAGGUCACGACCCUGAGGUCAGAGUGACCCGCGGCUGCGGCUGGGUCAAACAUCGCCGUGACUGCUACAAAGCUGACAAUGAAGACCACCUGGAAACUGUCUGUCAGUGCUUCAGCGACGACUGCAAUGGCGCCGCAUACCUUAACUAUAGUCUACUUAACAUUAUCACCAUAAGCUUUGGCAGUUUAGCUUUAUUUCUGUAGGAAUUCUACUAAUCUGAGUAGGUAUUGAUCGGGUAAUCCGCGUAAAACCAGGCAAAUCUGUUAUGAUCAUUUACAUUAUCAUUAAAGAAGAUAGAUUGGAAAAUAAAUAGUUUUUACCAGUUUGUAUAUAAAGUUCUUUCCAACAACUCUUAUUUAGCGAAAUUACUUUUCCUAACUGGAAAAUCACGAACACGCACUGGGUAAUGCUAAGUAUACUUAUAGUACUAACAAAUAAAAAUACUGUUUUGAUGUUA